Messenger RNA from Mya arenaria, 2402 nucleotides. RefSeq lists its product as uncharacterized. The record is from RefSeq and is a predicted model, not a curated record. NCBI's taxonomy places the organism in Eukaryota, Metazoa, Mollusca, Bivalvia, Myida, Myidae. The transcript has 5 exons. Bases 876 to 1991 code for a protein of 371 amino acids.
CACUUACGACGUCAUUACGUUAUUUCCGUUGAGUUUUAACGUUGUACGUUGUUUAUAACAUAAGUUAGAGCAAAACAGUGUCGUAAGCUGCAAAAAAGUAAUGACGUCAACAGCCAACGUGGAAGUGCGAGCAAACAUAAAGUUUUGUGUCAACAUGGGAUUAACACAAACGCAAACAUUUAAAAAGAUACAAGAAGGUCAGAAACAAAAAUGUUGCCGUACAUUAGUGUUCAAGUGGCACAAAAGGUCAGGAAUGGACGCGAAACAUUAGAGGACGAUGAACAAAUGGGACGCCCACACAUUUUCUACGAUGACGCUAAGGAGAGAAUCGUUAAAAUGCCGGAUUGUGACCGUCGUGUUACCGUACGAGAAAUUUCAAAUAAGGUCGGGGCAUCAUUAAAUACUGUACACAGAAUAAUACGGGACGAUCUUGGUAUGAGUAAACGAUCAUGUACGAUCGUUAUUAACAGGUGUUACGGCAUGAUCUCGUGCAGGCGCUACGCAAGAAGCGGCCAGGGUUGGACCUAUUACGCAUCAUCCUACACUAGGACAAUGCCCCGGCCCACAAGGCUAACUCAACCCUGCUGGAAAUCAGUCUCCUGGAGUUUGAGACCUUGGUGCAUCCCCUUUACAUUCCUGACUUUGCCCCGAUGGAUUUCCGGGUAUUCCCAGAAGUUAAACGGCAACUGAUGGGACAGCGCCUUGACAAUGUCAACGAACUAAAAAUUGAAGCGCAGAGAAUUGUUGGGUCAUUUCCAGAAGACUGUUACAUGGAAACAUUUUACAAAUGGAACUAAAUGGGGGAACAAGUAGCUGAUCGAAUGAUGGGAAGAAGAAAACAAACUCUCAAAUAAAAUGGAAACGCUGUUGGAGAGAUGGACCAAAUUUCAGGAAAAUCUAGCGAACUAACAAGCAGCCCAAAUAAAAUAAAAUCUGAUAACAUAAAAACUCCUUGUCCAAAUGGAGAGCAAGAGAGUGGAAAAGAGGAAUUCAACAUGGAGGAAGAAUUCUUAAAGCUCUAUCAAAAAGCGAAACGUCUUCGACUGACAGAAAAGGACUUUCAAAAAAUAGACAUUUUACAGCGAAUUUCAUGGGAAGCUUCCUACAAAAAACUGUUUGUAACAGUGUUACUUUAUAUGUUAGUGUUGAUACUCAUCCUGUUUGUGUCUGUGAUAUUUGUAUGUUUAUUCAACUUUCCAGUAAGUAGAAACACUUUGUUACAUGGUUGGUUUUAUUUAACUGGCUCUGUACCGGAACAUGAACAAUGUGCGGUGAAUAUGCCAGAAUUUGUGAGCAACGUUUUUAGACCACCUAUGGAGUGCUCAUUCUGCAAAGAUGUUAAAGAAAUUAAAACUGUCUACAAUAUUUCCCAAGAGGAUUUCGAAGAACUUUAUGCUUAUUCGGGUGUUCCGGUUGUCAUUGGAGAUGGAUCUGCCAAUUGGACAGCCACUGAGUUUUUCAGCUUUGAUUUUUUUAAAGAUUUAUACAAGCCCGGAAGUCAAGCAUUGGAGAAUCAAAAGAGAAACUGUCAGUUCUUCCCUUAUAAGACAGACUUUGUGGACUUGGAGGAAGUUCUGACAAUGAGUCUAGAGCGAGCUGAAAUGAAAGAUGAGACAAAACCUUGGUAUAUUGGAUGGAGUAACUGUGACUUCAUAGCAGCAAACACCCUUCGGAAACAUUACCGUCGUCCGUACUUCCUCCCGCGACUGUCCGAGUCCAGCAAGACUGACUGGAUCUUCAUGGGAAGUCCGGGAUAUGGUGCGCACAUGCAUAUUGACAAUGUUCAGCGACCCUCAUGGCAGGCACAAAUAACGGGAACAAAACGCUGGACCCUGGAACCGCCGCCUGAAUGUUACUACGUCUGUGAAGAUCAGUUGCAGGUCACGGUUCAACCAGGACAGAUCAUUGUGCUGGAUACAAACAUUUGGUUCCAUUCCACGCUGAAUGUUGGCAGUGACAUCAGUAUUACGAUUGGCUCGGAGUAUGAUUGAAACGCUCCUAAAUGCAACACAGUCGCGUGGAAUAGUUUCAGAAGCAGUGUUGUUAUUAGCUAUCUGGAUAGCUUUGCAAUAUAAUGUAUGCAGUUCGAUACUGUAGUGUUUAAUAAUAAUUAUAUUUAUUAUUUCUAUCUCUCUCUUUGUGUAUUUUUGUUCAAUACCAAUAGUAUUCCUUAUAAAUUAAAUUAAAUUGUAAGAGGGUUGUUGGACCUUUUAAAGUCCUUGAUUGAAAAGCCCUCCACGUGUAAAAACGUGAUAUUUUAUUUAAAGGAUAUAUAAUGCGCUCAUAAAGAAAUGCACAACAAUGACCUAAACCAGAGCAAAAUUCGUUAUAAACAAUGAUCAUGAUCAUGUAUUUUUAUUGUUUACGAAGCUGAUAUACUCUGUAUUAACCAACAAUAAAAA